This is a messenger RNA of Necator americanus (New World hookworm), 729 nucleotides long. RefSeq lists its product as uncharacterized. The coding region runs from base 1 to 729 and encodes 242 amino acids. NCBI's taxonomy places the organism in Eukaryota, Metazoa, Nematoda, Chromadorea, Rhabditida, Ancylostomatidae. The transcript is spliced from 2 exons. The record is from RefSeq and is a predicted model, not a curated record.
AUGAUAAGACGUCAUGGGCACUGCUAUUUGGAGAGAGUGGACGCCAAGAAGAAAAAGCCUGCCGACAUGGAAUUAAGCCCGAGAGCUGUGCCAGAUUUCAUGGUGUUGAUUACAACUCGCACUUUCGAGGGAAGAAUCCGGGGUGGUUCGUUACCUGCGGGUGUGUACGAUCUUAACAUAGGCAUUGCAGGGCUCACAAGGUCAGCAGAAUAUUAUAUUCCCGGUGAGACUUAUUUAGACACGACCGUCUUCGUACUGCUUUCACUAUUCUCAUCUGCCUUUGCUUCGAAUGAUACGUCUGCAAGGCCUUUCUGCCGCUGGUGGUUGCCACCAACUGCUCAAUGCGUGAUCCGUUCGUUAAGUAUAAAAAUCUAUUUUUCCAACAAUUCACUGGUGGCCUUCGGAAUUCGAUCCAAGUGCGUAGUUUUGAAACUCAAUUUCGUAAUCUCUGGAAGGUCCACCACUGGAUACUCAUCGAUGUGCAAAUGCCUUGAGACAUGGAGUCGUCGAGUUUGCAACGACUUCUCUUCUUCUUCAUUGCCGCAAACAGAUCAUCCUGCAGCCAAGUCGUAUCUUCGCUUGAAAGGGACUGUGAUCAGAACCACUGCAAGAGCAUGGCACUGCCGAAACUUCAAAUACACACCACCUCCGGUUGGUGAGUAUGUGGCCGAUAUUCGCCUGAUUCGUUCUGUUGGGCCAUUCCCAUAUUCACAGAAAGAACUUUUAUAA